UGUCCAGGCGUUCCCCAGGGACAGAGGGUCCUUUCACCCCACGCUCCUAUUCUCAUGGCACCACCGCAGCCUUCCCCAUCUCUCCUUUGGGUCCCCACCGUCCCACAGUGGUACAUCAAGGUGCCCAGGAGGGUGAUCUGUUCACUCCUCAUCCCCCCUCCUGACUGUGCUCGCAGGUGGACAUGCCCCAUGUAAAGUGCAAAGACCAGGAGCCACAGCCCUUGGGGGAGAGCAAGGCGCAUCAGCAGUUCAAGGAGAACCGUGAGGAGGAAGCUGGUAGAGGGCCAGAUAGUGCCAGUCGCCAGCUGACAGUGCUGGAAGGGAAGUCAGGACUCUACUUCUCCUCUCUCGACUCGAGCAUCGACAUCCUGCAGAAGAGAGCCCAGGAGCUGAUCGAAAACAUCAAUGAGAGCAGGCAAAAGGACCACGCACUCAUGACCAACUUCAGGAACAGCCUGAAGACCAAGGUUUCGGAUCUGACAGAGAAAUUAGAGGAGAGGAUCUAUCAGAUUUAUAAUGACCACAACAAGAUCAUCCAGGAAAAGCUCCAGGAGUUCACCCAGAAAAUGGCAAAGAUCAGCCAUUUGGAAACAGAGCUCAAACAAGUCUGCAACAGUGUGGAGACUGUGUACAAAGACCUGUGUCUCCAGCCUGAGCAGAGCCUAAGACUCAGACGGCCAGACCACUCUAGAGGAAAGUCCCCACCACGUCCCAGCGACUCACAGCCCCCAGACGUGUUCGUUUCUUCUGUGGCUGAAACUACUUCUCAGGUGGUUAUCAGUAAACCGGCCUGA
Messenger RNA from Sapajus apella (tufted capuchin), 794 nucleotides. RefSeq names its product synaptonemal complex central element protein 2 (gene SYCE2). Gene Ontology annotation, cellular component: central element. Gene Ontology annotation, biological process: synaptonemal complex assembly. Bases 183 to 794 code for a protein of 203 amino acids. Lineage: Eukaryota; Metazoa; Chordata; Mammalia; Primates; Cebidae. The transcript has 4 exons. The record is from RefSeq and is a predicted model, not a curated record.